AACCAAAGUUGACAAAUCUACUCUCUAGAGUCCAACCCUCUCUCUCGGCUCUCGCUCUUCAAUUCAUUUUUGUUGCCUGCUUAUUAAAUCCCACAUCUUUCUCCAUCCUUCUCCAAUAUCUUGUUAUAAUAUUAUAUAUAUGAAAAAAACAUCAUCUUGUUAUCCUUUUUUCUUCCCAAUUAUAAUCAAUCAUCAUCUUUAUCAUUCCCCGCAAAACACCAACAAAAACAACAGCUGCUUGCUGGUUUUGAUUGGGAGAGGAUGAGAGUGAGAGAGCAUUAUGCGAAUCCUUUGUGACGCUUGUGAAAGUGCCCCUGCUAUUGUCUUCUGUGCUGCCGAUGAGGCUGCUCUUUGCCGUGCCUGUGAUGAAAAGGUCCAUAUGUGCAAUAAGCUUGCUAACCGCCAUGUCCGGGUGGGUCUAGCAAAUCCCAGUGAUGUUCCUCGCUGUGAUAUAUGUGAAAAUGCUCCUGCUUUCUUUUACUGCGAGAUAGAUGGAAGUUCCCUUUGUUUGCAAUGUGAUAUGAUUGUACACGUUGGAGGUAAAAAAACCCAUGGAAGAAAUCUUCUAUUAAGGCAGAGAGUAGAGUUUCCGGGGGAUACACCGGUGGAUCCGAGUGAGAACUGGAGAGGCCAAACUCAGCCGGCUAAACCAACAGUAGGAGAGAACCAACAGAAUCACAAGGUCUCUCCUGCACAAGUGAUGGGUGCUAAAAAUCUCAAGCAUGAUACUAAAAUGAUUGAUUUGAAUAUGAAGCCUCAUCGAAUGCAUGGGCAAGCCUCGAACAAUCGGGUUGGAACUAUUUUCAUUGGUUCUCCUUUUUCUUUCUCGCAACAUUUGAAACUCAUGCUCUUGUUCUUUCAACAUCCAAUAAUGGAGAGACAUUAGGUACAUGUCUUGUUAGGAAGCUCCUCGAAGUUUCAUUUUGCAUCUGCAAUAAUCACGCCAUUGUUUUGAUGCAUGAAAAAGACAUAAACCUAUACAAUGAUUUACUUCUUUUUUUGAUAAAGUAUUUUGUUUAUACAUCCAAAAAAGAAGAAUGAUCUCCUUUUCUGCCAUAUAAUAGAUGCAUGUGUUCCGAGCACUCCGCUAUUGUACAACACUCGAAGCUUUCCUUCUAAGUUAAUGCACAGCCCAUCUGACCUUAUUUCACUGGCGGUGCAUUUGUUUGAUUUAAGUUCAUUUUGUUGACAUGUUACAUUUUUCUCUUGAUUUUCAAGUUAAA
Molecule: messenger RNA, 1223 nt
Organism: Hibiscus syriacus
Lineage: Eukaryota; Viridiplantae; Streptophyta; Magnoliopsida; Malvales; Malvaceae
Product: B-box zinc finger protein 19-like
Exons: 4
Coding region: 281-886 (201 amino acids)
Biological process (GO): photomorphogenesis; regulation of DNA-templated transcription
Cellular component (GO): nucleus
Molecular function (GO): zinc ion binding
Source: RefSeq, a predicted model, not a curated record